AUGGCACGAAGGUAUAGGAGUGUGGGGUUGCAGGGUUGUGGGACUGUGGGGGUGGCUGCCGGCGGUGCGGGUGCUGCCGGUGCUGCCGGUGCUGCCGGUGCUGCUCGGUAUAAGCCAGUGCGCGUCAAUAACCAUGGCGGUGCGGGUGCUGCCGGUGCUGCCGGUGCUGCCGGUGCUGCCGGUGCUGCUCGUAGUGGUGUUGGUGGUAAUGGUGUUGGUGGUGUUGGUGGUGGUGGCGGCGGUGGUGGUGGUGGUUUAGGCGAUGGCGGGGUGCGAGAGGGCAGCUACAGGCAAAAGGAUCUGCAUGGCGGCUCUACCGCGUCGCAAAUCACUUAA
Molecule: messenger RNA, 336 nt
Organism: Eufriesea mexicana
Lineage: Eukaryota; Metazoa; Arthropoda; Insecta; Hymenoptera; Apidae
Product: glycine-rich protein DOT1-like
Exons: 2
Coding region: 1-336 (111 amino acids)
Source: RefSeq, a predicted model, not a curated record